Messenger RNA from Myripristis murdjan (pinecone soldierfish), 10664 nucleotides. RefSeq names its product dachsous cadherin-related 1b (gene dchs1b). Gene Ontology annotation, cellular component: plasma membrane; catenin complex. The transcript has 28 exons. The record is from RefSeq and is a predicted model, not a curated record. Gene Ontology annotation, biological process: multicellular organism development; neuron projection development; homophilic cell-cell adhesion. Gene Ontology annotation, molecular function: cadherin binding; beta-catenin binding; calcium ion binding. The coding region runs from base 1 to 9924 and encodes 3307 amino acids. NCBI's taxonomy places the organism in Eukaryota, Metazoa, Chordata, Actinopteri, Holocentriformes, Holocentridae.
AUGCCGAUAACAAGUAAAGGGUCAAGAGGGAGGGCUUGGGUCAGUGGACCCUGUGUGUGCUCAGGUCUCUGGCGACGGCAGCCGGCCCUUUUUCUUAGCACUGUCCUUUUCCUCAUCCUUGUUGAGUCCACGACUGUUUUCGGAGCACUAGAGCUGCAGUUGGACGAGGAGCAGCCUGCAGGGACCAUCGUCGGUGACAUCAGUGCUGGGUUACCGCCCGGAGUCACUUCCAGCGUUUACUUCAUCUCUGACCAUGAGGGCACAGGCGUCGGCAGUGACCUCAACAUUGACGAGACCACGGGUAUCAUUACCACCGCCCGCCGUCUCGACCGCGAACAGAGGGACCACUACAGCUUCAUUGCCGUGACAAUGGAGGGAGUCACUGUUGAGGUGUCCAUCACUGUCAACGAUAUCAACGACCACGCGCCGGUGUUCCCUAAAAAGAAAGCCGUCCUCAAGAUCCCUGAACAGACAGCCGUGGGAACGAGGUUCUCUCUGGAGCCUGCGACAGAUGCAGACAAGGACCAGCUGACAACGCAGGGCUAUGUGAUCCGGGAGGGCAAUGUGGGCCAGGCCUUCAGGUUGGAGACCAAGAGAGCUGCCAACAAGGUUCUGUAUCUGGACCUGGUGGUCAAUGGACUGCUGGACAGGGAGAAACGUUCAUCGUACAGCCUGGUCAUAGAGGCCUUUGAUGGGGGCUCACCCAGAAGGAUGGGAUCCAUGACCUUGGAAGUGACCGUGACCGACAUCAACGAUCACGCACCAGUUUUCAACCAGAGCAGAUACCAUGCCAUUAUUUCAGAAAGCCUGCCACAAGGCAGCAGCAUACUACAGGUGUUUGCAACAGAUGCAGAUGAGGGAGAUAAUGGUCUUGUACUUUAUGAAAUCAACCGGCGCCAGAGUGACCCUGACCGCUACUUCGUCAUGGAUAUCAAGUCAGGGGUCAUCACCCUGAACAGGCCUCUGGACUAUGAGCUGAAGAGGGUCCAUGAGCUGGUGGUCCAGGCCAGGGAUAACGGCAGCCACCCAGAGGUCACCAAUGCCUUUGUGACUAUCCAUGUCCGUGACUACAAUGACAACCAGCCUACCAUGACCAUCAUCUUCCUGAGUGAGGACGGCUCUCCAAGGAUCUCAGAGGGGGCCCAACCAGGCCAGUAUGUAGCUCGGAUAUCUGUCACUGACCCAGACUAUGGAGAAUACGCCAACGUCAAUGUGUCCCUAGAGGGGGGUGAUGGGAAGUUUGCCCUCACGACCAAGGACAGUAUCAUCUACCUGAUUUAUGUGGACCAGGCCUUGGACAGAGAGGAGCGGGACUCAUAUGAUCUGAGGGUUAUGGCCACAGACUCAGGCACCCCUCCCCUCAGGGCAGAGUCAUCCUUCACCAUCCAGGUGACUGAUGUCAACGACAACCCUCCUCUGUUUGACCAGCAGGCCUACAGACAGACCAUACCUGAGGUGGUCUAUCCAGGCUCCUUUGUGCUUCAGGUGACUGCCAGGGACAAGGACCAGGGCCCCAAUGGGGAUGUCCGAUACAGCCUCCUCAAAGACAAAAACACCCACUCUGAUUGGUUCUCCAUCGACCCGGUGACGGGGAUCAUUACCACAGCGACCGCUCUGGAUUUUGAAUCGGAGCCAGCACCAAGUGUGACAGUUGUUGCCACAGACAGUGGCCAUCCGCCACUGUCAUCCACAGCCAAGGUGGACAUUGUGCUCCAGGAUGUUAACGACAACACGCCAGUGUUCUCCAGCAGUUUCUACAACGCCUCCAUCAAGGAAAACACCCCACCUGGGACAUGCUUCCUUGAGGUGUCAGCCACAGACGAGGACCGCGGUUCCUUUGGUGCUAUAUCUUAUGCCCUUGGUUCUGGCUCUGGGAGCAUGGUGCCCGCCCAGUUCACCAUCAACAAGGAGACUGGGCGACUUUGUACCAGCACGGCUCUGGACCGAGAUGAGGGGUCAGACAACUUUGACCUGACUGUCACCGCAACAGACGGAGGUGGUUUGAGCUCAGUAGCGCGCGUGAGGGUCUCUGUGGCGGACAUCAACGACAACCGGCCUGCCUUCUAUCCCGUCCUCUACACGGUCAGCCUCAGCACCCACAGCGCCCCGGGAACCUCUGUUGUCAAGGUAACCGCCAACGACCCUGAUGCUGGGGAAAACGGCAGGGUGACCUACCGCACAGUGCCUGGAGGAGGCUCGGCUUUCUUCACCCUUAACAAGGACACAGGUGUGAUAUCUCUCUCCCGCUCACUCCACGGCAAAGCCAACACCGUCAUCUCCAUGGUGAUAUCAGCUGAGGACGGCGGUGGCCUAACAGCGCCGGUCAAUGCCAGGGUGAACAUAAGCGUGGUGGGGGGUUCGGUGGCGCCCCCUGUGUUUGAACAGGCCCAGUACUUCUUCACUGUCUCUGAGGACGUCCUCAGAGGGACGUCCGUGGGAGUCGUCCGCGCUGCUACCAAGACAGGGGUGUCCAAGGAUAUCUCCUACUCCAUUUCCUCCGGAGACCCAGAUGGCUACUUCACAGUGGACAGCGCCUCUGGCACUAUCCGCACAGCCCUUCCUCUAGACCAUGAGACUUGCUCCAGUCUGGACCUUGAGAUCCAAGCGCGCUAUGGUUCCCCUCCAGCCUACGGAACCAGCCGAGUGCGCCUUACAAUUUCAGAUGUCAAUGACAACGCCCCCACCUUCCUCCCGUCUUCCUCAGAGUCCCUCCUUUUGCCUGAGAUCACCAAAAUGGGGACUGUCAUCUACCGCAUUCAGGCCACAGACCGGGACUCUGGUCAUAACGGUCAGCUCAGCUUCGACCUGGUCUCCGCGGGCGCGGCGGGUAGCAGUGGUCAGAGGACGUUCGGAGUUGACCGCGGCAGCGGGGAAGUGCGUCUGAUUGGGAGUCUGUCUUACGAAAGUGUCCCUCGCUAUGACCUUCAAGUGAUCGCCAAGGACGGCGGGGCACCCCAGCUUAGCUCCACUUUCACCCUUGUGGUGCACAUCCAAGCGCAGGACGCAGAAGGCCCACACUUCGACACCCUGACCUACCGUGUGGAGUUGCGGGAGAACACACCGCUCAACACACGUUUCCUCCAGGUCAGAGCUCUCAACAGAGAAGCAGCCGGGAAUGGCGGAGGUUCCUCGUCUUCUUCUUCUUCCUCUCCCAUGUCCUACAGGCUCCGUCCCGACGGCGAUGCUGCUGGGUUUGGCAUCAUGCCAGACAGUGGUUGGCUGUUUGUUCGUAGCUCUCUGGACCGCGAGGCAAAGGACAUGUACCUGUUAACUGUCCUGGCCACUUCAGGCCUCGGAGGGGCCGGCAGGACGGGCAGUGCCACAGUCAGGGUGACGGUGACCGAUGAGAAUGACAAUUCCCCCAGACUGAGCCAGGAGAGGGUGUUCCUGGCUGUCAGAGAGAACCUGCUUGCAGGGACGGGUUUUGGCAGAGUGUCCGCUACAGACAGAGAUGCAGGACUUAAUGCUCGCCUCACCUACAGGCUGCUGCACACGGACAGGCACUUCCAGAUCAACUCACAGACCGGUGAGAUCAGUACCCGCCUGGCCUUGGACAGAGAGCAGCAGUCCAGCUACCAGCUUGUUGUGGUGGUGCAGGACGGUGGCACGCCCCCCCGCAGCGCCACCGGCACUGCUCACAUCACGGUGCUGGAUGAGAACGACAACGCCCCCAGCUUCAGUCACGGCCAGCCGGACAGGGAGCUGAUUUUACAGGUGAUGGAGGGGCUCCCAUCUGGUACAGUCCUAGGUACGGUGACGGCUAAAGACCCUGAUGAGGGAGAGAACGGCACCGUCUACUACUCUUUAUCGGGCCCCAGAGCGGAGCGUUUCUCUCUGAACCCGACCAGCGGAGAGCUGCGCACCGCAUCACCGCUUCGAUUCGUGGAGAGAGCGGAGUACAGCUUCACUGUGACCGCUGCUGACCAUGGCACCCCAGGCCUCAGCUCCCCCUGCCAGCUACGCAUACAGGUUGUCAGCUCCUCCAAGUCCAACCCCAAGCCCAACGUGCUCUCCAUGGCCAUAAACACAGUGGAGGGCGCCCCCCCAGGCUCCAUCAUUGGCUCCGUCAGCCCUCAUGACCAUGAAUCCACCCUAUUGGACGGGCAGGUGACCUACCUUGUGGUGGGUGGGACAGACCGGGACGGGACAUUUAUGGUGGACCGUUUAAAGGGAGACGUGUAUCUGGUUCGGGAGCUGGAUUAUGAGAAGGGGUCAAGGUACACGCUCCACAUUGAGGUAUCAGACUUCUCUCGGGCAUUUCCCAGCAGCCACCUGGUGCACCUGGACAUCAACGUGCAAGACAGCAAUGACCACACCCCCCAGUUCACCGAAGACCCCGUCACCAUUGUGAUCCCAGAGAACACAGAGCCCGGGAUGUCCAUCUACACCUUCCAAGCCUCGGAUCAGGACGGCAGUGGGCCCAACAGUGAGCUGCAUUACUCCAUUGAGCACCACUGGCCUGACACACCGGACCUCCUGAGCCUUGACCCACUCACCGGGGUCCUGACCAUGGGACAGAAGCUUGAUCAUGAGGCCACGCCCUCCCUCUACCUUGUGGUGCGGGCCACAGACCAGGCAGUGGAUCCAUCCCAGCGGCGUUGGGGUUCAGUCACUGCCCGGCUGUUUGUGACCGACGAGAACGACAACGCUCCCGUCUUCACCUCUCCGUCUGCCGUCAGUGUCAUGGAGGACCAGCCUGUCGGUUUUGUGAUUUUGUACGUGAUGGCCCGCGAUGAAGACGAAGGGGAGAAUGGCCGCGUGUCGUACAGAAUCCAGGCAGGCAACAGCGCCGGCCGUUUCAGUCUCAACCCCAACACUGGCUCUCUCUCCAUCCUCAAAGCUCUAGACCGAGAAGAGCAGGAAGUCUUCAAUCUCACUAUUGUGGCAGAGGAUCAUGGGAUACCCCAGCUUUCCACCUCUCAGGUGCUGUGUGUGCAGGUGAUCGAUGUGAAUGACGAAGCGCCUGUGUUCCAGUGGCCAGAGUUUGAGACCCAGGUGAUGGAGAACCGAGGCCCGGGAACCACGGUGUUGACUGUCACCGCCACCGACCGGGACCAAGGCUCUAAUGGCCAAGUGACCUAUGGAGGAGUGACGGAGGAAGGCUUUAUCAUCAAUCCUGUGACAGGAGUCAUUACUACCACCAAGGAGCUGGACAAAGAACUGCAGGACCACUACACACUCACUGUUUAUGCCAGGGAUGGAGGGCUGCCUCCUAACUUUGCCAAGGCGGUGGUGCGUGUGGAGGUGCAGGAUGAGAAUGACAACGCCCCAGUUUUUGCCAAGCCGUGGUAUGCGCUGGAGGUGCCAGAGAACCAAGUGCCUGUAGAGCUUUGCUUUCUCAAAGCUACAGACCCCGACUCUGGCCCAAGUGGAGAGCUGGAGUACAGGAUCAGCGCUGGAGACCCUGAUGGAGACUUCCAGCUCCAGGCCAGCACCGGAGCCCUGUCCACCUUACGCGCCCUGGAUCGGGAAAGGAGGGCUGCAUAUACCCUGGAGGUGGUGGCCACGGACCGAGGCAGUCCCGCUCUCAGUAGCACAGUCACAGUGGAGGUCAAAGUGCUGGAUGUUAAUGACAACAGCCCUGUUUUUAGCAGCAGCAGCUACUCAGUAGAUGUGUCAGAGGAUGCUGCAGAGGGCUCUCAAGUGCUUCAGGUGACAGCAACAGAUGCUGAUGAUGAUCUAAAUGGGAAGGUUCUCUACUUCCUCAGCCGAGAAGCACAUGGAGCGUUCACUGUGCAGGAGAGCACCGGUCGAAUCACCAUAUCAGCUCCUCUGGACCGGGAAAAACGGGCAUCAUACAGCUUCCAGGUGUUCGCUGUUGACCUUUCACCUGCUGCUCCCAGAAACACGUCAGCUCAGGUGACAGUCACCAUCCUGGAUGUAAACGACAACGCUCCCUUCUUCAUCCAAGAUCCGCUGGUUAUUGAAGUCCCCAGCAGCCGUGCCCAGCGUGUACUGGCCACCAUGAGGGCUGAGGACAAGGACUUUGGAGCCAAUGGCUCUGUGUUUUACCGUUUCGCCACCCCAGUGAGGGGUUUCAGCAUCAACUCCCUGACUGGGGAGAUUCAAGCCACGGAGCCACUGGGGGGUCUGACCCAGGCUCAGAGGACCCUGAUCGUUGAGGCCAUGGAUCAGGGCAGCCCAGCCCAGUCCUCUCAGGGCGUGGUGGUGAUCUACGUGAAGGAGUUAGAGUACAACGGCAUCCGCUUCUCUAGAAAUGCCCGAGAUGUCAGCAUACAGGAGAAUGCCGCCAAAGGCACAGCUGUGGCCCAGGCACAGGCCCAACAUCCAGAUGGCACACGGAAAGGUAUCAGCUACAGCCUCUUCAGUGGCAACAGAAAGCAGGCCUUCAGUAUCAGCUCCUCAACUGGUGAGAUCUGGGUGCAGAGCUCCAAGGGGCUGGACUUUGAGGACACCCCCAGACUGCGUCUAGUAGUGAAGGCUGAAACUUUGUCUUCCACAUCUUUCAUGGCUGUCAACCUGAUCCUGCAGGAUGUCAAUGACAACCUCCCUCGCUUCCAGCUGCAGAAUUAUGUAGCCUACAUGAGAGAAGCACAAGGAUAUGAAACGCCUAUCAUACAGGUGGUGGCGGAGGAUGUGGAUCAGGGCCAGAACGGUCAGGUGACCUACUCCAUCCAGUCAUCAGGCAUGAGCGGCCUGUUCAAGAUCGACCCAAUGACAGGAAGCAUCACCACCGCAGCCAUCAUGGACCGUGAGAUCUGGACCCAGACCAAGCUUGUUGUCACGGCAACCGACAGAGGCAGUCCACGAUUGGCUGGUUCAGCUACACUAACAGUGAUCAUUGUCGACCAAAAUGACAACAGUCCAACUAUUCCCUUGCCACAGGAAGUCCGAAUCCCAGAGAAUACAUUGAUUGGUACAGAGAUCACACUUGUGACUGGUAAUGAUGUGGACUCCAGUCCUGCCCUCUCCUACACUUUGCAGCUAGACCCAUCUGCCUUAGGCAAGUUUGGGAUCCACCGCUACAGUGGAGGGGUGUCGCUCACUGCACCCCUGGACUUUGAGGAGAAGACCUGGUACACUCUGACUGUCAGAGCGACAGACACCCAGCACCAGACUGAAGCUAACAUCACCAUAUUGGUGGAGGAUAUCAAUGACAAUGCACCUACCUUCACACAAGAUCUCUAUCAGGUAACUCUGCCUGAGCACACUCCGCCGGGAAGUGCUGUUGUCACGGUAACAGCGACUGACAAAGACUCCAGAGAGAAUGGAAAGGUCACUUACAGAGUGAUGUCAUCAACCCAGGAGGGCUUCUACAUUGACCCGAGCAAUGGAACCCUGUUCAUCAAUCAGCGAGCUGAAUUUGACCCUGAGCGUCCGUCAGUCAGUAUUGUCAUUGAGGCUCGCGACGGAGGCUCCCCCUCCCUCUCCUCCCUCACCACUGUCCAGGUUCACAUCUCUGAUGUCAAUGACAAUGCCCCUGUAUUCCACCAAUCAGAGUACAGGGCUACGGUUUCUGAAGACACCAUCCCAGGCGCAACAGUUCUGACAUUUGAGGCCUUUGACAGUGACCUUUCUCGCGAAAACUGCGGCUUCGACUUUGCUAUUGCCAAUGGAAAUGAAGGGAAUGCAUUCCAGAUCGAAAGCAGUGUGCGCUUCCUGGAGGGGCGGGGAUUUCAAACUGUUGGAACACUGCUAUUGGCUGAGGGGCUUGACUUUGAAGUCAAGCCCCUCUACAAUCUCACCGUGGUGGUGUCAGACCGCGGUGUGCCCCAGCGGAGCUCUAGUGUGGCCGCGGUGAUAAAUGUCGAUGAUGUGAAUGAUAAUCCACCAGUGUUCAGCAGAGCAGAUUACACUGUGUCACUGAGCGAGGGGGCUGCCACAGGGACUGAGAUCAUACGCCUGACUGCCAUAGACCCAGACUCAACUCCUAAUGCUGAGGUCCAGUAUACCAUCAGUUCUGGUGAUGAAGUGGAUCUGUUUACCGUGGACCAAUGGACUGGAGCCCUGCGGCUUCAGCAACCACUCGACCGUGAGCACCGGUCAACCCAUGUUGUUAUCAUCCAGGCCACAGAUGGCCAGGGUCACUUUGCCCUGGCUCCAGUCACGGUAGAGGUGAAAGAUGUAAAUGACAAUCAUCCGUUCUUCCCUGUGGAAAUUCUAACAGCCAGUAUUAGAGAGAACCAGCCAGCAAACUCAGCGGUGACUGUUCUCCAUGCGAUAGACCACGACACAGGAGUUUUUGGCCAUUUGAAGUAUUACAUAUUAGAGAGAUCUGGAGCAGGGAAAGAGAGCUUCACUGUGGACCAGAACUCAGGAGAAAUCAGAGCCAAGAUGUCCUUUGACUUUGAGAAGGUCAACUCUUUUAACUUUGUAGCAUUGGCAGUGGAUUCAGGCAACCAUUCAGCUACUGUGACUGUACAGGUGUUCAUCACAGGUGAAGAUGAGUAUGACCCACUCUUCGCAUCCUCUAGUUUCUCUUUUGAAGUCCCAGAGGGAGCUAAGAAGGGCCAGAGUAUCGGUCAAGUUCAGGCCAGUGAUGAGGAUGGAGGGGUGGAUGGAAUCGUGCUCUAUUCCCUUCCCACCACCUCUCCAUACUUUGAUGUGAACAAAACCACUGGGGUGAUCUUCCUCAAAAUGGACAGCUCAGGCAGCAGUAGUGGCAGUGGGUCAGGCCGGUCCAAGCGGGAAGCUAGGCUGAUGAACCUGGAUGUGACAGCUCACAGUCCCCUGGAUACAUCUCGCACCACUAUAGCACAUAUCUCCAUCGAUGUCACCAACACCAACUUUGGCCUGGCUCCUGACGUCAACAUCCUAUUGAUUAGCAUCAUUGCUGUGUCCCUUGGGGUGAUCAUAUUACUUGUGGUCAUGGCUGUGGUGGUGUUCCUUGUCAAGUCACGCAGGAGAAAGAAAGGCCAGGAUACAGGGAACAGAACUGUUGCCUCAGGAACUGCCCUGCAGAAACUGGAUGAUUCCAAGUCAGGCCCAGGAGCAGAGAGGAUCUACCACCAGGCCUUGCCAGGCUACGCUGCAGAUCAGGGUGGGGCAGGCGGGGGUCCCUACACCAGAGGAGGUUCUCUGGACCCCUCUCACUCCAGCGGGAGAGGAUCAGCUGAGGCAGCUGAGGAUGAUGAGAUCAGAAUGAUAAACGAGUACCCCCGCGUUGCCUCCAUCACCUCAUCCAUGCAAGAGCACAUCUCCGCCAGGGGGCCAGACUCUGGAAUCCAGCAGGAUGCUGACCAACUCUCUGAUAUCUCCUGUGAGCCUGCAGCCUUGGAGGGGAGCACCUGGUUCAAAGGAAAGAAACUAGGAGGCAGUCUCAGUGGGACCUUGCUUUCUGGCCAGCUCCCUGUUUAUAGGGAUGAGGGAGGUGGGUACCUGGGAGUCGGCCGUGGCCUCAACAUUUCCCUUCCCAAGGAUUACGCCUUCCCUGAGGAUGGCAAACCUUCAGUGGAUGGCUCCCUUACAGCUAUCGUUGCUAGUGACGAGGAGCUACGUGGAAGCUACAACUGGGAUUACCUGCUCAACUGGUGCCCUCAGUUCCAGCCUUUGGCUAAUGUUUUCACAGAGAUUGCCAGGCUGAAAGAUGAAACCACUCAACAGAACCAGAACCCACGGCAGCCAUUCCAGCCCAAGCCCAAAAUGGAUCCAAAACCUAGAAUUGACCCUCCACCACUCAUCACAGCAGUGGCCCACCCAGGGGCCAUGUCAGUUCCCCCUAAGGUCCCUGUGAUUGGACGGACAUUCCCCCACCUGGCCUCACUCCGCAGGUCCCCUAUAAGUCAUGAAGGCUCUAUCUCAUCAGCAGCCAUGUCCCCAAGCUUCUCCCCUUCUCUGUCCCCACUGGCAGCUCGAUCACCAGCUGUUUCACCCUUUGGGGUCAACCAAGGUCCUUCAGCAUCCAUGAUCAGCACCAGGGAGCCGUCGCUGGACCAGAGCCCUGACCAUGAGAUGAGGAUAUGAGAGCAAAAUUUAGAGACAAUUGUAGGGAAAAAAAAUAUGGCAGACAACCUGAAUGAACCAUGACAGAAGGAGUCUGUUCUUUUUCACAGAAGGCGGGCAAGCAAGUGAAGGUGUCAAUUUUAUUGUCAUUCCUAGAAAUAAUAUGAGAAAGUUUCUCUCAUAAGAAUGACACAUUCACAAAUCUCCAACACAGUGACACUAGUUUCCAUGUAAGAAUGGCUGACCACAGUUUGACCAUUGACUGGUCUCUGUCAGUGAAAGAUACUACUUUCCAGGAAUUCCAGAUGUGAAUUUUGGAACAAAAACUCAAAGAAGAACUCAACCCUCUCCUGGUAGAUUUCUGUUCCUUAAAGGAUUUCUGUCGGUGUCAUUGACAAUGUAUAGAAGUGGAACUUGUGCCUGGGUUGACAAGGUCAGCCCUCCAAGCCCUCUCAUGUCCACAGUGACGCAGGUUUCUAAGAACUGAACAGGGUUAAAUGGUGAACUGGUCUCUUUAUGGGAAUAUGCACUCACCAGGCCCUGCAGUCAAAGAUGCCUCAGUCUGUAGAUAAAUUUGUAGUUUUCUUGUUACCUCGCUGGCUGGCCAGAGAGCUAAGGACCUUGUUCCUCUCUUUGUGUCUGUGGACAUUUUACACUCCAACAUUAAACUCAACUAGUAGCUGCUUUCAAAAUGGCUGCUGAGUACAUUUGUGAACCUCAUAGACAGGAAAACAUGUCUGUUCACAAAGAUACUGCAUUGA